CACCCCAGAGCUGCCAUCACUGAACUAACCGGAUGUGUGAACUACUGGAGGAGCAGCGAGCACGCCUCUGACACGAGGUACAAACUGGCAAGUGACUGGCAGGCGCCGCAUGUUUAACCGGACCGUGGCACUUAUGUAGCCCUUAUAAAUUGCUUGAAGAACGCGGUCUAUACCGCAAUACCCAUCCUUCGACGACUGUCAACGCUUGGUUUCUCUCUCUUUCUCUCUCAUUCAAGCAGCUUCAGCCAGAACUAUGAUGGAUAUCGAAAUGACGUCACCCGUUGGGCCCGUCAUUGCUACGGGCUACGAAGAGACUCGCCGGCUCGAGUUCCCUGGAUAUGCAUCUGAGGUAGAUUUGUGUAACCUCCUGCAAUCGAUGUCCUUGUCCAAACGGAAGACCAAGGAUCUCGAGGAGCCAAUAACGGCAACGGAACCCUCUGUCCUGUGUGCCUUGCAAGGUGUAAACGCGCUCGAUGCAAACACGGAGGACUUGGCUUAUCUCUCCGACGCGUCGGAAUCGUCAAGCUCAAAGUGCAGCUCAUGCAACGACCCACACCCUACAACCGAUCACUCACGAACAACAGCAAUCACCACCACCACUACCACCACCGUGAUCCCAGCUUCCCCACUCCCAGCAUGCCACUUCCUCCAAUCCAUUCUCGCUUUCCUCGCCCCCGAGUCCCCCGUGCUCUCUCCGUGCCCUUACCCAUACCCCGUUGCAUCGACGGCUUUCCAGACGACGGACGGCGCGUAUCUGGACACGAUUCUCAUCCAUCGGAGCCUCCACAGUGCGUUCCCUCCGGGCCACAAAGGGUGCGCCGUGGCUCUACAGGAGAUCGCGCGGGCCCUUGAACUGCGUACCUGGCAGGCUGGUCGGGACUCGGACGCUGAGGCUGCUGUGGCGUUGCGUCAUGAAGCGUUCAUGACAGCAUCAUCUUAUCCUGGCUGAUAUGAUACUUUCUUUUUUUUUUUUUCAAGUUUCACGGGGACUUCUUUUCAGAUGACCGAACAUUAAUGUCCGGGACACUAGUGUAUCGUUGAUCUGCACUCCUUACACGCUUGUAGAUGACAAGUGCUGCUGGGCAGCGCUGGUAACAUUUUUGGACCGGUACCAUCACACUACCGACGAUGUCACUUACAGCAGAGUAGAUGUCGCAAUGCGAUUUAAUGGAUCAGACUACUAAGACA
Molecule: messenger RNA, 1188 nt
Organism: Pisolithus orientalis
Lineage: Eukaryota; Fungi; Basidiomycota; Agaricomycetes; Boletales; Pisolithaceae
Exons: 4
Coding region: 254-949 (231 amino acids)
Source: RefSeq, a predicted model, not a curated record